AUGCCGCCCGAAAUUCCCAAGUCGCUGCCGCAGUACACUCUACUCAACAAGGAUAAACUAGUCGGGCCCACCAAACAAGCAUUGGACACGAGUUCUGAAUCCAACGAAAUCCAAGGCUUCAUACCCUCAGCCAAAGUCGAGGGAGAUGGUCCAAAUGCCGACGUCGAUGUUGUGGAGUCAGAUGAUGGGGGAGACUUAGCCGCCCUCGUUGAUGAUGUCGAAGAAGAGCGUGUAGCCCCAGGGCGACGAACUGCAUACACCAGAGCGGCUACGCAUCCAAUCGUACUCACUGUUGAAGCAUCUGGAGGAUAUACGGGAAGCGAUGUCUACUCUCUUGCGCAACAGUCUACAGUCAAUGAGGAAAAGGUGCAUGGUGGUGUUGUGUUUCUGCGGCCUGUCAAACUUUUCGUAAGACACGAGUCACUCAUUAGGGAGAGCCUGAAGGAACUUCAACUUGCCGGAGGGCGCGAGCGUCUAGGAUAUAUCAACCGAUUCGACGACGAAAAGUCCGGUCACCUCGAUGGUUUUGUCGUUGACUGCUUGAGUCUUGGAACCGAUGGCUCUUCUUAUGUCCCCAAACUUGAAACGAUUGCUAUCAAACAUUAUAACGGAAAAAGAAGAAUCCCGACCCUACCGGUAUACCCUCUUCGGUUUGAUUCCAGAGAGGCCGAGUUGCGCACCAAGUUCUCUGCCAAUGGAAAACGCUUUUUGGACCUGACCCGUCAUCCAUUUUGUCACAAGACAGUCCGGGGAAAGACUUUGGAUGAGCCAUCAUACGAACUCGAUGCGCAAGUCAUUGUGGAUAUGACACUUGCGUCGACCGCAAAGUCCGAAUGGCGACUCGGGUCCAGCAUAUCGACUGACGACUUCACUCAGAGACGAAAGAGAAACGAAAGAGCAGUCCUGGUCGACGCCAUCUUCAAAGACCUCGAAUAUGAGGAAUUGGACGCGGCGAUGUUUGCUGCAAAAGCGAUGGGGAUGCUGGGCCCGCUCCAGGCAGAUGAUCUGACGGAAGAAGAUUUGAUGCUAAUGCAACCCUAUGUCUAUGCGUUCGUCCUUCGUUCUAGACAAUGGGUGAAUGUAAGGACAUCAGAUCUACACGACGUCAUGUUCGAGAACAGUUUCCAGGACCUCGUGAUUCCGGUUGAUCACAAAGAGACGGUGAGAGCGUUGGUAAAGACUCAUGAGGACGCACGAGCCUCUCACCUUUUUGGAGCUUGUAUACCAAGCAUUGGGUCUGCAUUAGACCUGGUCAAGGGAAAGGGUGCUGGGCUGAUCAUUCUCCUACAUGGUCCGCCAGGCGUUGGCAAAACGUCGACGGCUGAGUGCGUUGCCGACGACACGAAACGACCGCUCUACCCGAUUACCUGCGGCGACAUUGGCAGAACAGCUGCCGAACUCGAGUCAAACCUCCAAUACAACUUCAGGCUUGCGCACAAAUGGGGCUGCGUUCUGCUUCUCGACGAGGCUGACAUCUUCCUUGCGAAGCGGACAAAAACCGAUAUUCGACAUAACGCUCGACAUAACGCAGUGACCAGCGUGUUUCUCCGCAGCCUCGGGUACUACGCUGGUAUCUUGUUCUUGACCUCUAACAGGGUCGGCGCCAUUGAUCCGGCAUUCAAGUCGAGGAUCAAAAUGUCACUCUCGUACCCGAAGUUGGACUUGAGCGUGACGACUCAGCUCUACCAAAAGUUCAUCGACCGGGCCAGAGCGGAGCAAGAGGCCACUCGGACCCAUCGUUUCAAGAUUAGAGACAAGGAGAUCCUAGCCUUUGCCAAGAAGCAUUUCAUCGGACUUGAGAGGAAAAAUCGGGAAACUUGGAAUGGAAGGCAAAUCCGUAACGCCUUUCAAACAGCCAUAGCACUUGUCGAGUACCAGUAUAUGACAAAGGAUACGGACGAACCCAAGCCUUCUCUCGGGAAGAAACAGUUCAAGUCUGUGGCCCAGGGAUCCAGAGAGUUUGAUAAUUACCUGUAUAGUGUCUUGGGGUCGACAGAGGCGGGCGAAGCCAGGCGCGAUGGCUGGCGUGAUGAUGGAUUCAUGGUUGCACCUGCGCCCAUGGCUAUGAAUCAUCCAGGUACGGCUCAAAGAUCGCAGGCGGCCUGGUCGUCUCACAGCAGACAGGCACGGAAAAAGGUGCCGCAGGUAUCCGACUCCGGUGAUCUGUCAGAUUCCGAUACUGAUGAGGAUGACUCGGACGAGAGUGGUAAGGAAAAGAACGAGUAUUCUGUAGCAGGGGCGGCUGCUGCCAAGGUUACCAUUGAGGCACAAUCCGCUAGCAUUUCUGGGGGCUCCAUUUACAUGGAGCAGUUCCAAAAAAGUUUGUAG
This is a messenger RNA of Colletotrichum graminicola M1.001, 2328 nucleotides long. RefSeq names its product ATPase. Gene Ontology annotation, molecular function: ATP binding; ATP hydrolysis activity. The coding region runs from base 1 to 2328 and encodes 775 amino acids. Lineage: Eukaryota; Fungi; Ascomycota; Sordariomycetes; Glomerellales; Glomerellaceae. The transcript has 6 exons. The record is from RefSeq and is a predicted model, not a curated record.